GAUCAUUUGAAACAGCGCGUCGUGGAGAUGAAAGCAUCAUGGAUGAACACCCGAAAUGAUGGGAUUUCUUCCAGAGCCCGCGGCUGCUCGAGCGCAUCUGUCCUCGUCUCAAAUUAGAUAAAAGGCAGCAGAGAGGCGAGAGGGGGGAGAGGCUGUUCAUCUGGGGAAGAUGUUCUGCGCCAAGUUGAAGGAACUGAAGCUAUCCGGAGAGUGCCCAUUCUCCAGCAGCGCCAAAAAUAAUGAGCUCGGAGACUUUGAGGAGCGCUCAAGUGACGCUGCGGAUUUAUUGCCAGUUUCCGAGGACGUGCACGGAAAAAUAAGAGAGAAUGCGCCGCGGCAGAAGGCGAGCAGAGCCAAAGUUAACCUGCACACACUUGGGGAGAGCAUCCGAAAACUGGCAUGCCCGGGGUUUCAAAGGCUGCACGACGCCCUCCAACGCAUGAUGACAGCAGCAGACCACAGCAAAGACUCCGAAAGUGCGUCGCUCCACUGUUGUCCCUAUCAGAGCUGCAAUGACAAACCUGAGCAUCUAGUGGAUAUGAUGAAGAGUUAUUCAACCAAAACAGCAAUCCCGAUGGAAGCUUUGAAAAUUGCUCUCGGCGAAGAGAUCUUCAGUAUGUGUUAUGAGGAAGACGGGCACAUUUUGAGAGUGGUGGGGGGAGCUCUGCAUGACUUCCUCAACAGUUUCAACGUCUUGCUGAAACAGAGCAGCAUGCUGCCCAGUCCAGAUAGGGAGGAUUGUGUAAACGAACCAUCUGUGCUUUGCUUAGACAAGGAUCCAGGUCUGCUUACUGUCUAUUUCUUCAACCCUAGCCCCACCACAGAGAUGUUUUUCCCCGGGGUCAUCAAAGCUGCAGCCCGCCUGCUGUACAACACCACAGUGGAUGUGUUGAAGGACCCCCUCACUUCUAAAGACAGCAUUCUGCAGUCCAGCCCACAGCCUAGUCUUCUGUACACAGUUGUAGUCAAGGAUGCUAAAACUCUGAGCCCCAGUCCACUGAGAGCUACCUCUGCCGGAACCCUCCCCACCUCUUUGUUUUCCACCAUCUUCCCUUUCCAUCUAAUACUGGACCAGGACCUGGUUCUGGUACAAAUAGGACACGGCCUUAGGAAGAGACUGACGAGGAAGGAUGGACUCCGAAGGUCUCCCACUUUCCAAGAGCACUUCUCUAUCGUCUCCCCUCAGAUCAAAUGCACCUUCCAGGGCAUUCUGACCAUGCUAAAUACGCAGUUUAUCAUUCGGAUCAAACAUGGAGUCUUUGUCACCGAUAACACGGGGAAGCCCAUGGACUUGAAAGGUCAGAUGAUUUACGUCCCAGAGUCAAACGCCAUCUUGUUCUUGGGCUCUCCGUGUGUGGACAAGCUGGAGGAGCUAACAGGCCGCGGCCUCUACCUGUCAGACAUCCCUAUUCACAAUGCGCUCCGAGAUGUGGUCCUGGUCGGUGAGCAGGCCAAAGCCCAGGAUGGUUUGAAGAAGCGGCUGGGGAAAGCCAAGGCAGCCUUAGAGCACGCUCACCAAGCUCUGGAGGAGGAGAAGAAGAAGACAGUAGACCUCCUCUUUUCUAUUUUCCCAGGCACCGUGGCACAGCAGCUGUGGCAGGGGGAAAUUGUUCAGGCCAAGAAGUUCAACCAAGUUACGAUGCUCUUCUCCGACAUCGUGGGCUUCACAGCCGUUUGCUCACUCUGCACACCGAUGCAAGUGAUCACCAUGCUCAAUGAGCUGUACACUAAAUUUGACUAUCAUUGCGGAGAGCUUGAUGUCUAUAAGGUAGAGACCAUAGGUGAUGCUUAUUGUGUUGCUGGGGGCUUGCACAGGGAGAGUGAGACCCACGCUGUGGAGAUUGCAUUCAUGGCGUUAAAGAUGAUGGAGCUUUCAGAUGAAGUUUUGACACCAACUGGCGAGCCAAUACAGAUGCGGAUCGGCCUCCACAGUGGGUCAGUGCUGGCUGGUGUUGUUGGGGUGAAGAUGCCGAGGUACUGCCUGUUUGGGAACAAUGUUACAUUAGCCAACAAGUUUGAGUCGGGCAGCCAGCCAAGAAAAAUCAACAUCAGCCCUACAACGCACAGAUUGCUCAAAGGUCGCCCAGAGUUUGUCUUUGUUCCCAGGAGCAGACAAGACCUUCCGGCCAACUUCCCAGAAGACAUCCCUGGUGUUUGUUACUUUUUGGAGUCUGCCUUGAAAACGUCAAAACUUACAAAAAAAUGAAGCCAAACUGCAGCAAGCACACUGUUCCCGAGAAACGUACCAAGUGAAUAUAUAGUGCAACUACCUGUAUGUUUCGUUCCAGGUCGUUUCAUUAUUGAUGUCUUGACAGCCAAACUUUUGCAGCAGAUGCUUAAUUACAAUGAUGUCACUUUGCUGUAAAACCUAUUGUUUUUGUAAAAUUGUCCAUUUGUACUCUAGGAUAGAGAAAUUUCCUCAUCCGUCUUCCAAAAUUAAUCAUUCCUGCAAUUUCAUAUCUAAAAAAAAGAGAUCUACUCACCUCUAGCUCACAGCAGAGUUAUUUGAAUUGUGAAUAAACAUUUUUUUGUUUUAUUUUGUUUAACAUGAUGCAAAUAUCAAAGGACAAAUAUGACACGGACAUUUUGAACGGAAUGUAGCAAAUCUUAAUAAUAAUAAAAAAAAUCUUAGGACUGUUUAUUCCAUUCAAAAAUGUUCAAAUACUUUAAAUGUGGCCAGGAAAGCACAACUCUUGUCAAAACAUAAGAAGUACCAGCAUAAAAUGUGUUGCAACACUAAUGCCAUGUAAAUAUUAGUCUACAGACAAAGUUUUAAUAAAGGUUUAUGUGCCAAAUGGGGUAAAAAAUGGGGUAUAUUUUUCUUCAUUAGAUAAGUUAUUAAUCUUCCCUUGAUAAAAUAUAUAGCAUUUUAUACUGCAACACUGACACGAGACUACAAAUGACUUAUUCUUUUUUAUGCAUGCCAGUAGCUAAAAGUAGUCCCAGAUAAACCAGGACAGUUGAAUUAGGCAAACUCAUGAAGAUGAGAAGUCCAAUUAAGCUUAUUUAAAUUUAAAUAAAGUAAAACUUUCCCUGCAUUUAUUUAACAUACAAAACAGUAAACCGAAAUUAAACUAAAAAAAACAACUCAAUUAUGUGGUUUGUUGGCAGAAAUCGACUUGGUACCACUUUGCCAUUAUGUGUUCGCUUGUGUUUUUUAUUUUUUCACGCCCACUAAAUAUUUAUUAUACAUUUCACAUCAUUCUAUUUCAAUACGGAAAAUGACACAUCUAGAAAACAAUGAAUGUCACUGACAAUGAUGUGCUUCUAUUGUAAUGUAAUCAAAGUGCAAUAAAUGCUGUCAUUAAUGGA
Messenger RNA from Oryzias melastigma (Indian medaka), 3312 nucleotides. It is a transcript of the gene gucy1a1, whose product is annotated as guanylate cyclase 1 soluble subunit alpha 1. Bases 170 to 2206 code for a protein of 678 amino acids. Gene Ontology annotation, molecular function: guanylate cyclase activity; heme binding. The transcript is spliced from 8 exons. Gene Ontology annotation, cellular component: guanylate cyclase complex, soluble. The record is from RefSeq and is a predicted model, not a curated record. Gene Ontology annotation, biological process: cGMP biosynthetic process; response to oxygen levels. Lineage: Eukaryota; Metazoa; Chordata; Actinopteri; Beloniformes; Adrianichthyidae.